AUGGAAUAUUAUGCUAUUGUUAAUUUAUGUGAUGCAAUACUAUCAAGAAGAGAAUCUAAAUUAUCUGGAUUUUGUUUUAAAAUAGAAGCAACUAAUAAAACAAUGUGUUAUAAAUAUGGGUUAUGUGGGGAAAAGUUAUCAAGAUAUCAUGACAAUAUAUUAGUCUUUAGAGAUGAAAAUAUUUCUCGUGGUAAAGAGUGGUAUAGUCAAUUUGAAAAUGCUUUUGUUUUGGCUUAUACUAAAUAUAAUAGUCCUUCUUCACAUAUUGAAAAUAAAACUUCUAUUCAAAGUCCAAAAAUUGUAACCAAUAAUGUAACUGAACCAAAUGUAAAUCCUAAUUCUUCAGAAUCUAUUACAAUAAAAGAAACAAGUUCUUCUUCUGAUAUUGAAGAUAUUGUUGAUGUAGAUACAUUACUAGAUAAAAAAUCUACAUCUCAUUAUGUGUUAGCACAAAAUAGUUUAAAAGAAUUUUUUGAUGCAAGUGAAGAAGGUAAAUCAAUUAUUUGGGACUUAUUAAAACAAUUAAGACCAGGAAUGGAUCUCGGUAGAAUCUCCUUUCCAUCACAUAUCCUUGAACCACGUUCAUUCUUAGUUAAAACAACAGAUUAUUUUGCUCAUAUUCAAUACUUUAAACCAAUAAGUGAAGAACCAGAUCCUGGAUUAAGAAUGCUUGGUUUAGUUAAAUGGUUAUUAAGUGGAUUCUAUUUAAUGCCGACUGGUAUUAAAAAACCUUAUAAUCCAAUUCUUAAUGAAACAUUUAGAACUAUGUGGAAACAUGAAGAUGGAAGUAGAUCUUAUUUACUUGGAGAGCAAGUCAGUCAUAGACCAACAAUAUCAGCUUUUUAUGCAACAAAUAGACAACAAGGAUGGAUGGGAAAUGGAUACAUCGAUUUUACUACUAAAUUUAAUGGAUUGAGUGCUUCAAUUAUUCUUGGAGGUAAAAUUGAUAUAUAUUUAUUAAAUUUUAAUGAACAUUAUACUAUGACAUUCCCUGAGGCACUUGCCAGUGGAUUUUUUGUUGGUCCAAUGUUAAUGGAAAUUGCAGGAAAAUCAGUAUUUGAGUGUAAAGAAACUGGAUAUAAAGCAGAAGUAAUUUUUAAUGUAAAAGGAACAUUUUCAUCUGAUAAGUAUCAAACAGUAGAUGCUAAAAUAACUAAAAAUGGGGAAGAAGUUUAUAAAAUAUGGGGAAAUUAUUAUAAAGAACUAUUUUAUUGUGGCAGAGAUAAAGUAAAGAAAAGUUUAUUAAAGAUUGAUGAGAUUAGGGGAAAAAAUGUACCAAGAUAUACUAUUGAUAUGAACCAACAAGGAGAAUGGGAAAGUGAUAGACUUUGGAAAAAUGUAACAGAUGCAAUUUAUAAAGGAGACCAAAUAACUGCUACUGAAGAAAAAUGUAAGAAUGAAGAAAAACAAAAAAAUAUGGAAAAUGAAUAUCUAUCAACUGGAACAGUUCAUAUCCCAAAAUAUUUUGUUAAAGACUCAUUUCUUGGAUGGAAAUAUAUUGAUUUCAAUAAUUCAAAAUUUAAUCCUGAUAAAGAACUUGGAGAUUAUGAAGAUAAUUAUCAUAUUAAAACAUUGUUAAAAGAACAAAAUGAAUGUGUUGAUGAUGGAAACCAAAUAAAAGAAGAACUCCUUACUUCAUCCAUUGAAACUAAUAAUAAACCAAUAAUAACAAAUAAAGAAUCAAACCAAUUAAUAGAAUUGAAGAAUGAACUUGAAACACUUAGAAAUCAACUCCAGUGUUCAAUUAACUCUAUUCAAUCGUCUACUCUUCAACAAAUUCAUAAACAAAUUGAGCCAUUACAAAGAAGACUAUUAGUUGUGAUUCUUAUGAAUCUUGUGUUGAUAAGUAUGCUCAUUUAUUUGCUUCUUCAGUAA
Messenger RNA from Entamoeba dispar SAW760, 1875 nucleotides. RefSeq names its product oxysterol binding protein, putative. Gene Ontology annotation, molecular function: sterol binding. Bases 1 to 1875 code for a protein of 624 amino acids. Gene Ontology annotation, cellular component: cytosol; membrane; intracellular membrane-bounded organelle. The record is from RefSeq and is a predicted model, not a curated record. The transcript has a single exon. NCBI's taxonomy places the organism in Eukaryota, Evosea, Mastigamoebida, Endamoebidae.